AUGGUUAUUCGAGAUUUAACAUUACGUAGUGCUGCAUCGUUUGGUUCAUUUAAUUUAAUUUGUCUUCUUUACGAUGAAUAUUUAUUUUAUUUAAUUGAACAUAGAAUUGCAUCACAUACACAAAAAACUCCAAUUGCUGUUAUGGCUGAAUUAACUCUUCGAAAUAAAUUAUCAAUUUAUGAUGGAGUCAAUUCAUCAAAUGGAUUAGCAUCAAGUACUUCCAUUGAACGUCGAACUAUUCAACCAAAAAUCUCAUUAGUUGUUAAAAAACAUACACUUUCACCAGCUCAAAUAUUAACAUUAUCUGACUCAACAGUUCAAUUACCAAUAAUAAAUAAAUUAGUAUCAGCAGCUAAAUUGGCAAGUCAACCAACAACAACAACAACAACAGCAACAGCAACGAACUCAAUUCAACAAAAUGAGAAAGACAAUAAUAAUCGUGAUUCAGUUAAACGACUUACAACAACAAAUGAACUUGUCGCUGUUUAA
This is a messenger RNA of Rotaria socialis, 489 nucleotides long. NCBI's taxonomy places the organism in Eukaryota, Metazoa, Rotifera, Eurotatoria, Philodinida, Philodinidae. The record is from the annotation of a GenBank genome assembly.